Messenger RNA from Cannabis sativa, 1542 nucleotides. RefSeq names its product peroxidase 27. Gene Ontology annotation, molecular function: heme binding; peroxidase activity. Gene Ontology annotation, biological process: response to oxidative stress; hydrogen peroxide catabolic process. Gene Ontology annotation, cellular component: plant-type cell wall; plasmodesma. The transcript is spliced from 3 exons. NCBI's taxonomy places the organism in Eukaryota, Viridiplantae, Streptophyta, Magnoliopsida, Rosales, Cannabaceae. The coding region runs from base 221 to 1213 and encodes 330 amino acids. The record is from RefSeq and is a predicted model, not a curated record.
UAUAAAAAAAGGAAAGAAAAAAAAUAUUGCCAUAUGGCCAAGCAUAUACAGCUAUGCGAGACCAUGUCGUGAACCAUGCUUGUUUAUUAUAGGUUCAAAUGUCCAAUUACUAUAAAUUGGAGCCUAAGUUCAACAGUGUUUCAUGUACUAGCUUAACAUUUAUAGUCAUCAAACAAAUAUAGCCUCCAUCCUUAAUUUCUCAGUUUGAGUAAUUAAUAAGAUGGCUAACCAAAAGGUUUUAUUAUGUUUUGCUCUACAAUUGAUUUUCGUAAUCUCUGCCCUUCACCACACUGCAAAUGCUCAGGCACAGGGGUUGAAAGUUGGAUUCUAUGCACAUACAUGCCCAAAAGCAGAGGCUAUUGUAACUCAAAUCAUACAUCAAACUAUGGCAGUAGCACCAUCACUUGGUGCCCCUCUGAUGAGAAUGCAUUUUCAUGAUUGUUUUGUUAGGGGUUGUGAAGGUUCAGUACUGUUGAAUUCUGCCACAAACCAGUCUGAGAAAUUCGCCAUACCGAACUUGAGUCUUCGAGGUUUCCAAAUUAUUGACAAGAUUAAGGUUGCAUUAGAAAAAGAGUGCCCUGGAAUUGUUUCGUGCGCUGACGUAUUGGCCCUAGCCGCAAGGGAUUCGGUAGCUGCGUUGCAUGGACCAACUUGGGCAGUUGAAACUGGAAGAAGAGACGGUGUAGUUUCGAAUAUGACCGAGGCCCUGUUUGGCCUACCUGCACCUUUUUCAAACAUUACUACUCUCAAAAAAGACUUCACAAGCAGAGGUUUAAGCGUAAAAGAUUUAGCAGUGCUCUCAGGUGGACACACCAUUGGAACUUCACACUGCUCUUCUUUCAACAACCGUCUUUACAACUUCUCUGGAAAGAACGAUUCAGACCCAACCUUGGAUUCUGAGUACGUUGACAGACUUAAGAUGAAGUGCAAGCCUGCUGACCCUAUAACAUUGGUGGAGAUGGACCCAGGAAGUUUCAAGACCUUUGAUGUCAAAUACUUCGACCUCGUUGCCAAGAGAAGAGGCCUCUUCACAUCAGAUGCUGCGCUUCUUGACGACAGUGAGACUAAGGCUUACGUUGUGAAUCACGCCACAGCAUCUGGAACAGCCAGUUUCUUCAAGGACUUUGGUGUUUCCAUGGUCAACAUGGGAAGGGUUGGAGUUCUCACCGGUUCAGCUGGUCAAAUCAGGAAGGUCUGCACCAAGAUUAACUAAUAAGCCACUGAUCUUCUACCAUUUUGUUUGAUUUGAAGAACUUAAAAUUAAUCCUUAUUAAUUACUUUGGUCAACUACGUAAUCUGUAAUUAAUUGCAAUAAAGAAUUGCAUCUACUGCUCUCAGUUUUUUUUUUUUUUUAAUUUUUUUUCAAAAAUAAUAAGUGCGCCCUUUAUUGGUGUAUUGUUUUGGAGGUUUGUGUGAGGACUUCAAAUCGACCGGUUUGCUUGAACAGUGCUUGUUGAUUUGUAAUACUUCACGAGCUUAAUUUUUCUUGUACUUACAAUCUAUGUAUUGAUUCAUAUGAAUAAUAAUUUAAAGUUUAUACUA